Messenger RNA from Thlaspi arvense, 2143 nucleotides. The record is from the annotation of a GenBank genome assembly. NCBI's taxonomy places the organism in Eukaryota, Viridiplantae, Streptophyta, Magnoliopsida, Brassicales, Brassicaceae.
UGAAAGUUUAACCGGAGCCGGACUUUCAAUCGCAACUUCGGCGACUGAAAAACCCUAACUUUUUUUUAAAAAAAAUCUUUGUCUUUUCGAUUUAGAGCAAUUUCCAGAACCAGAAUUUCAUUGAGAAUCUAUUGAAUUUUCCUGAAAGAAGAAGAACCCAUGGAUGAUACACAAGCCAAAGCUCUAGAGGAGAAGAUGAAGAGUCAGCUUAGUCAGCUUGAACUUGAGCACGCCGUGUUCGAGAGAAUGGUUUACAAGAAUAAGAACCAGCAUCGGAGAUGCUCUUAUUUUCAGUACAUUCUCAAGGUGAGAAGAGAGCUGAGACUUUUGCGAACGGCAAACAUGGAGGAGAUUCUGAGAUCUUGCUUUCAUGUCAUCAUCUCUGGGCAAAGAAGUAAACAAAAAAUCCAUGUUUUGGAGAGCUUGAAGUUGAAAAAAUCUGAUACUGGGAAACCAAAUAUCUUGGAACGACUUCUUGGAGCUCUUCGUUUACUCUCACAGAUGACUGAACCCAUCUUGAAGGCAGCUAGUGGGAUAUCCGUUCUGCUAGCUUGUUCAUUUUUCGUAGGAUUCUCCAUGACAUUUUUGGCGCUGCUUGCACGGCUCCGAGUGUUGAUUCAACAAAUAUUACUUGACGCUGUCUCAGUUUUCAAUUCCGUAACCUCUACAUCCUUGAAGAAACAGUCUGUAAAGAUAGCACAGGAUGGGGUUGAGGUGUUCCGAGAGUUUUAUCCAAAGGAUGAAGACUGCAUCACCUUGUUGGAUUGUGUAUGGAAGACCGACAAAUAUGUCUUACUUGAGACAUUGCAGAACCUUGUGACUAGUAAACCAAUAGAAGAAAAUGUUACUGAAGAAGCUACUACAAGGGAUUGUUUGGUGCAGUAUCAAACAUCUGUUUCGUCCCUUGGCGAAGAUCUCUCUCCUUUGCCUGAAGCAGCAGACAACAGUGAUGUUACUGUGAGAGAAAGUUCGACUCCCGUUGCUGAAGCAGCUACUUCCAAGACUAACAAUGCGUUGCAACCGGAAGUUUCAGAAGAUCCAGUAGAUGCUACAACUAGGGAUUGUUCAAUUCAGUAUCAAACAUCUGCUUUUACUCUCGGAGAAGAGAUCUCUCCUCCUCUGCUUGAAGCAGACGAUGGCGUUACUGCUAUAGAGUGUUCGACUCCUAUUGCUGAAGCAGCUGGUUCAGAGACUAACAAUGGAACACAAACGGAAGAAGACUCAGAGAAACCAGAAGAUGUAUCUACAGAUUCCGCAAGCCCCGCAAAAACCAACACAGACACGAUUAAACCGAGUUGCAGAGCCACUAAGGUGGCGUUUCUACCAGUGAAAAGACCUUUCUCUGCAAUCACACCAAACGCCAUAGAAGAACCCCCAAGGAAGAAACAAGAGACGAGCGAGAAAGACAAAAAGGAAGAAGAAGAUGGAUUUUAUAAUCUACUCAUCCGCGGAACACAUAAAGACAGUUUGUUCUAGCACAACAAUUAUCCAAAACCGAAAGAACACAAUGUGUGUCAAAAAACCAAGAUGGGAAUCAAGCCUUUUGAGCUGAGUAGCCAAGGAUCAAGUCACGGAUCUCUUCGCUGCUGGCUCUGUCAAGAGCGGUUCUUCCAUCAGCAUCUUUGACCGAGUAAUUAGCACCAGCUCUGAGCAGCUCCUCGAUUUUAGGUCUGUCACCUUCUGUGGCGGCUAAUAUCAACAGGAUGUCGACUGGGUGAAUGUUUAGGUUUAGAAGAGCCUCCAUCUUUGAGUAGGUACCUUCAACCGCAAGCAUCCCCAUGUAGAAGACGAACCUGUUCAACGUCGUCUUUGUCGAAGUCGUCGCGAGUCUGACUGCCAUAGAUUCCGGCACUCUCAGCAUCGACGCCGUUUUUGCCGAACUUGAACCAGCAGGUGGUUCUUGACCCGUUGGAGGGUCCGAGUCUGGCUGGUCGGAUCUGAAGCUUCAAGUUACGGGUUCCGAGAAAUCGAGAGGAGAGCAGCCUCGGGGAAGAAGAAGGAGAACGAUUAAAGGGUUUGGUGGAGAAGAGUGAAGGUGCGCAUGAGAAUGAGAUAGAAGAAGAAGAAGCCAUGACUGUCUCUCUUAAUGCUCUCAAACUAAAGCAAACAGAAGCAGUGGUUUUGUUAUCCACUCAUUUUCCUC